GUAAUUCCGGCCGGGGCUUGUCUUCUCCCGGAAAUAGCCUAAGCCCCAGCUCCUGGCGGAGCGAGCUGCCCUGUGAAUUUCAGCAUGACUGUUCUGGUGAGGUCAGGUGUGGGGCCGCUGUGUGCCCUGGCGCGCGCAGCCAUUCCCUCUAUUUGGAGAGGGAACUACUUCAGCUCCGGGAAUGAACCUGCCGAAAACAACCCGGUGACGCCGAUGCUGCGGCAUCUUAUAUACAAAAUAAAGUCUACUGGUCCCAUCACUGUGGCCGAGUACAUGAAGGAGGUGUUAACUAAUCCAGCCAAGGGUUAUUAUGUGUACCGUGACAUGCUAGGCGAACAAGGAGAUUUCAUUACUUCACCUGAAAUAAGUCAGAUCUUUGGGGAGCUACUAGGGAUAUGGUUCAUUAGUGAAUGGAUGGCCACUGGAAAAAGCACAGCUUUCCAGCUGGUGGAACUGGGCCCAGGUAGGGGAACCCUCGUGGGAGAUAUUUUGAGGGUGUUCACUCAACUUGGAUCUGUGCUGAAAAACUGUGACAUUUCAGUACAUCUGGUAGAGGUAAGCCAAAAAUUAAGUGAGAUUCAAGCAUUGACACUGACUGAAGAGAAGGUCCCGUUAGAGCGAAAUGCUGGAUCUCCAGUGUAUAUGAAAGGUGUCACUAAGUCUGGGAUUCCAAUUUCCUGGUACCGACAUCUGCACGAUGUUCCAAAAGGAUACAGCUUUUAUCUUGCACAUGAAUUUUUUGAUGUUCUUCCUGUGCAUAAAUUUCAGAAAACACCACAGGGAUGGCGAGAAGUAUUCAUUGACAUUGAUCCACAGAUUUCUGAUAAACUGAGGUUUGUUUUGGCACCUUCUGCCACCCCAGCAGAAGCGUUCAUACAACAUGAUGAAACAAGGGAUCAUGUUGAAGUGUGUCCUGAUGCUGGUGUUAUCAUUGAGGAACUUUCUCAACGCAUUGCAUUAACUGGAGGUGCUGCACUGGUUGCUGAUUAUGGUCAUGAUGGAACAAAGACAGAUACCUUCAGAGGGUUUUGUGGCCACAAGCUUCAUGAUGUCUUAAUUGCCCCAGGAACAGCAGAUCUAACAGCUGAUGUGGACUUCAGUUAUUUACGAAGAAUGGCGCAGGGAAAAGUAGCCUCUCUGGGCCCAAUAAAACAACACACAUUUUUAAAAAAUAUGGGUAUUGAUGUCCGGCUGAAGGUUCUUUUAGAUAAAUCAAAUGAGCCAUCAGUGAGGCAGCAGUUACUUCAAGGAUAUGAUAUGUUAAUGAAUCCAAAGAAGAUGGGAGAGAGAUUUAACUUUUUUGCCUUGCUACCUCAUGAGAGACUUCAAGGUGGAAGACAUCAGAGGAAUGCACGUCAGUCAAAACCCUUUGCAUCCCUUGUAGCUGGGUUUAGUGAACUUGCUUGGCAGUGAUAUUUCAGCUUGGACAUUUUCCCCUUCAGUCGGCCCAAGAAAUCAAAAUAAAGGAAACACAUUUCAUACACUGCAGGUAAUAAAAGUGAAAGUAUUUUAUCUUUUCAAGCAAGAACAGUCCAUGUUAUAUAUAAUACAACCAAAAUUAUAGAACUUUUAGGGUUGUGACUGGCUUUGGUGCAAAUGUCUGCUCAAGCUAGUAAGUUAUUGUGAGACUGAGUUUCCUUUAACUUAUAAAGCUAGUUGCCAUAUUUCUAUUUUACUUUAAAAAGUAAACAUGGGGCUGGGCGCAGUGGCUCAUGCCUAUAAUCCCAGCACUUUGGGAGGCUGAGGUGGGCAGAUCACCUGAGGUCAGCAGUUCGAGACCAGCCUGACCAAAAUGGAGAAACCCCCGUCUCUACUAAAAAUACAAAACUAGCCGGGCAUGGUGGUACAUGCUUGUAAUCCCAGUUUACUCAGGGAGGCUGAGGCAGGAGAAUCACUUGAACCUGGGAGGUGGAGGUUGUGGUGCGCUGAGAUCGUGCCACUGUACUCCAGCCUGAGCAACAACAGCGAAACUCCCUCUCAAAAAAAAAAAAAAAAAAGUAAACAUGGGCAGUGAUUGGUUUAAUAAAAACUGGAAACAGACUAAAUGGCUAUUCAUAGGAAACUGAUAAAAUAUAUGUUAUUUUUAAAAAUGAGCUAGAGCAGUAUGUUCUGACAUAGAAAACUCUAAGAUUUAGUAAGUGAAAAAAAGUAGGAUGCGAGAGUUUUUAUAGUUGAUUCCAUUUUUGUUGAAGGAGAAAAGCUAUUUAAAUAAAUAAUUUCAUAGAAACUAA
This is a messenger RNA of Rhinopithecus roxellana (golden snub-nosed monkey), 2231 nucleotides long. RefSeq names its product NADH:ubiquinone oxidoreductase complex assembly factor 7 (gene NDUFAF7). The coding region runs from base 85 to 1413 and encodes 442 amino acids. Lineage: Eukaryota; Metazoa; Chordata; Mammalia; Primates; Cercopithecidae. The record is from RefSeq and is a predicted model, not a curated record. Gene Ontology annotation, molecular function: protein-arginine omega-N symmetric methyltransferase activity. Gene Ontology annotation, cellular component: mitochondrion. Gene Ontology annotation, biological process: mitochondrial respiratory chain complex I assembly. The transcript is spliced from 10 exons.